This is a messenger RNA of Fusarium odoratissimum NRRL 54006, 1728 nucleotides long. RefSeq lists its product as uncharacterized. The record is from RefSeq and is a predicted model, not a curated record. Gene Ontology annotation, molecular function: iron ion binding; monooxygenase activity; heme binding. Lineage: Eukaryota; Fungi; Ascomycota; Sordariomycetes; Hypocreales; Nectriaceae. The transcript is spliced from 6 exons. Bases 1 to 1728 code for a protein of 575 amino acids.
AUGAAUCUUAGCGCUAUUCAACUCGACAGCCUUCCUGUCCUCGUUGUUGUCGCCUUCUGUGGUGUCGCUACUCACCUCGCCAUAUUUCGGAUCGGCGAAUGGGAUGUUGCCGUUCACCGUAUAAUUGCUUUCCUUGGUCUCAUCUAUGCAUUCAUUUUCACCCUCAUAGCCUAUCAUCAUGACCUGGAUCACCAGAGCCUUCUCAGUGCCUGGUAUACUGCUUCUGCCCUCCUGGCAACCUUCAUAGCUGGGAUAUACGGCAGCAUGGUAAUCUUCAGAUUCUUCUUUCAUGCUUUGCGCCGGUUCCCUGGUCCUACCUUUGCUCCUAUAUCUUCGUUGUAUGCUGUAUCGAUGUCUAUGAAGAAGUUUCACAUGUUCUCAGAAAUGCAAAAGCUACACAAUACCUACGGCGAUUUUGUGAGACUAGGUAUUUACCUCUCCGCUAUAUAUCAAUGCGGUGCUAACCCUGCUAUUAUUCAAGGUCCGUCUGAAAUUUCCAUUGCAUCACCGAGUGCUGUGGCUGCAAUUUACCAGAAUUCGUCACCUUGUCUAAAGGGCCCUUGGUAUAAUGUUUUUGUGCCUUCAAUAUCGUUGCAUGCCUCGAGAGACAAGCAGGAGCAUGCACACAGAAGGAAAGUAUGGGACAGGGGCCUUAGUGCAAAAGCUAUGCGCGAUUACGAGCCAAGAGUAGAAAAAUACACGCGUUUGUUAAUCAGUCAGCUACAAAAGAGAUGUGGCAAACCGGUGGACAUUGCGGAAUGGUGCAACUUCUACGGAUUCGACGUCAUGGGUGAUCUUGCAUUUGGGAAGAGCUUCAAUAUGCUUAAUGACGGAGUCAGGCACUAUUACAUGGACCUGACACAAACAUCCACCUUAUGGGGCACUCAGAUUGCUCGAUCCUCGUGGCUCUAUCUACUCAUAAAGAGCAUACCUAUCUUAAACUACCAGAUUGCAAACUUUCUGAAAUGGCUAAGAACACAUGUGGAUCAGAGGACAAAGAAUGAGCCAGACCUUCCUGACUUAUUCUCCUGGCUCCUUGGUGCGUACAGGGAACAGUCAGUCCACACGAAGCAAGACGAACUCAACCUCCUGGGCGAUGCCCACCUUAUUGUGGUUGCAGGGAGCGACACUACUUCCACAAGCCUCACAUGUGCCCUGUUUGAGCUGGCCCGUCAUCCCGAUGUCUACCGGAAGCUUCGAACAGAAGUUGACGAUCUCCUGAAGCUAGAGGAUACUCAUAGCCACAGCGCUCUUGCCAAACUUAAAUACCUGCAGGCUGUCAUCGAUGAGACAAUGCGGCUUUACCCAGCUAUUCCCUCAGGUCUGCAGAGAAUCACACCCCCGCAAGGCCUGCAAAUCAACGGAACAUUUAUCCCAGGAAAUAUGAUUGUCCAAACACCGACCUAUACAUUGAACCGGGACGAAAGAUGCUUUUUGCACCCCAACAACUUUAUUCCCGAGCGAUGGACAACGCAGCCCGAACUCGUUCGCGACGCUUCAGCUUUUGCCCCCUUCUCCAUUGGGCGUUACUCUUGUGCUGGAAAGCAACUUGGGCUUUUUGAAAUUAGGCAUGUUUUGUCGCAUAUCGUCUCCAAGUUUGACAUCCGCUUUGCUCCGGACCAAACAUCCGAGCUAUUUCAAGACGGGCUGGCAGACGGGUUUACACUUCUCUGCCCAAAGCUUGAAAUGAUCUUUGAAACCCGGAAGAACAGGGAGCUGCCAAAUUAG